AUGAAGUGUGGACAUGAAGAUUUAUUUAGUGGGUUUGUGCUGCUUGUAACUGUCCAAACUGUGGUUUCCAUGGUGAUUCCCAAUGCCACCCACUUAGAAGCCAUCCUGGAAAAAUACAUGGAUAAGGAUGAGACAUGGUGGCAAUCCAAGUCAAGGGGUAAAAGAGCAAUUUCACAGAGCGAUAUGCAACUGAUUCUUGACCUACAUAAUAAGCUGAGGGGUCAAGUGUACCCCCCUGCCUCAAACAUGGAGUACAUGGUGUGGGACACUGAACUGGAGAGGAGCGCUGAGCACUGGGCACACACUUGUCUGUGGGAACAUGGACCAUCUCACCUACUGACCCGGAUCGGCCAGAACCUGGGAGCUCACUGGGGCAGAGACAGACCUCCGACAUUUCAUGUCCAAGCCUGGUAUGAUGAGGUGAGAGAUUUCAGCUACCCCUAUCCACAAGAGUGUAACCCUCACUGCCCCUACAGAUGCUCUGGACCAGUCUGCACGCAUUACACACAGCUGGUUUGGGCCACAACCAACAAAAUUGGCUGUGCCAUCAAUGUGUGCUAUAACAUGAAUGUAUGGGGGAUGAUAUGGACCAAAGCUGUGUACCUGGUCUGCAAUUACUCUCCCCCAGGUAACUGGUGGGGACAUGCACCAUACAAGCACGGGACCCCUUGCUCUGCCUGCCCACCCAGCUAUGGCGGCGGUUGCAGAAACAAUCUCUGCUAUAAAG
Sinocyclocheilus grahami is the source of this 727-nucleotide messenger RNA. RefSeq names its product cysteine-rich secretory protein LCCL domain-containing 1-like. Lineage: Eukaryota; Metazoa; Chordata; Actinopteri; Cypriniformes; Cyprinidae. The transcript has 5 exons. The record is from RefSeq and is a predicted model, not a curated record. The annotation marks the transcript as partial. Gene Ontology annotation, cellular component: extracellular region.